Messenger RNA from Spodoptera litura, 1604 nucleotides. The record is from RefSeq and is a predicted model, not a curated record. Lineage: Eukaryota; Metazoa; Arthropoda; Insecta; Lepidoptera; Noctuidae.
UUCAAAACAGGAGAUGAAAGAUAAAACGGCCGAUAUUUUGGGCAUUUCGAAAUCGGCGGUGUAAAGUAUUCCAAACGAAUACACUAAAACGGAAACUGUCAAGCCAGCUGCAGCACUAAAAAAACGCAUGUUGAUUUCGACAAGUUGUGCAUUAGAAAAAUUGUGCAUAGCUUUUAUUUAAAAGGAGAGUUACCUACAGCAAAAAAGGUAUUACAGGUAGUAAAUGCCGAUGAAUCCCUACCAAGCAUGGGCAGGACAUCGCUGAAAAAAGUUCUAAAACAUUUGAAAUUUAAAUAUGUCAAACGAAGGAGAAAUAAUGCGUUAAUCGAUAGAGAUGACAUAGCAUUGUGGCGUAUAAAAUAUUUGAAAAACAUGAAAACUUUUCGAGAGCAAGGACGACCAAUAUAUUACUUGGAUGAAACUUGGGUGAAUGCAGGGCACACUGUCGACAAAGUGUGGGAAGACACUACAGUGAAGACACGCAAACAAGCCUUUUUAGAGGGUCUGUCGACGGGCGCUAAGAAUCCUACGUCUAAAGGCAACCGCUUAAUUAUUCUGCAUAUUGGAGGCGAAGAAGGAUUCGUGCCGGAAUCAGAAUUGGUUUUUGAAUGCAAAGGUACAGGCGAUUAUCACGAAUCAAUGAACGCCGCCAAAUUCGAAAAUUGGGUCAAAGAAAUGUUGCCAAGACUCAGGGCCGGAUUUAGGGGGAGGGGGCCUCCACUCCUUUGUUGCCCCGAGGCCUCUGGACCCCUAAAUCCGGCCCUGCCAAGACUUGAGCCGACCGCGGUGGUUGUGAUGGAUAAUGCGAGCUACCACUCAAGGCGAAAGGAGAAAACCUCCGUCACAAGUUGGAAUAAAACAAAUAUUCAAAAAUGGCUCACAUCUAAGAAGAUUACUUAUGAACCAAAAGAAACCAAAGUUCAGUUAUUGGAAAAAGGUGUAAAAACAGAGUACCAAUCGUACGUUAUAGAUGAAAUGGCGAAAGAAGUUGGUGUGGAGGUAUUAAGAUUACCUCCAUACCACUGUGAGUUGAACCCUAUUGAAUUGGUGUGGGCAGACGUGAAGGGCUACCUGGCAAGAAAUAAUACCACAUUUAAGAUGGUAGACGUAAAAAAACUGAGUCUCCAAGAGGAGUUGAAAAACAUUACACCGGAAAAAUGGAAAAAACUGUAUAAGCCACGUAAAAAAGGAGGAAAUAAAAUUAGGUGGUUUAGACAAUAAUAUCGACCAAACUAUUGAUUCUUUUAUCAUCAAUGUAACAGGUGAAACGUCGUCUGAGGAAAGCAGCAGGUCUGAUACCACGGAAUCUGAUUCUGAUUAACCCUUAAAGUCGCAAUGUAGUUUCUAAACUACACAAUAUUUUAAUCGAUAUUACAUACCUAUUAAAUUACCUAUUAUCGAUUUAACCUCUAAAUAUUUAUUACGACUGGCAACUUUGAUAAUUUUAUAUUCUUUUGUUACUUUUUUUCGGCUGUCAAAAUUUUGGCGGGUAAAGAAAAAGUGUGAAGGUUUUUGUGCAAAUUAUAUUGUGAAUAAAAGUUUUAAUUUUCGAGGUAAGUUCAAUAUUAUUUUUGAUUAUUGUAGUCUAAAUGUUUGUUUUGCAG